CCGUUCUAGGGAGAGAGAAACCUGUAAGCAGAGAGAGCCGUCUACGUCACUACGAGACAAUACGUUGAGGAAGAUGAUGCAAAACAUGCAUCAGUAAUACGUAACAUGACGCGUGAGGAGGGGGAGAUGCGUAACUACCCCAUGACGUCUCCUGCAGAAGAAGGAAGAAGAUCGAGCGGCUCCCCGAUAUUACCACGCUCCUCCCCACCCCCCAUAUAAAUGCCUCCAACCCCCCCUCCCUUUGAUUCUACGCCUCAUCGAUCCCCACCCUUUCUCUCCUGGAUUUCUUCCUUUAUUCACUCUCUGAUCACCGUCGCCGGCGCUGCUGCUACCGCUACCACCACCACCACCACCACCACCACCACCACCACCACAAUGCAAAACCAGAUUGGCCUUAGGCCGGUUCCUCUGGCGACGGAGCCAGCCCUCUCCGCGAAGUUCCAUCCGUUGCCGGACAAUUCCAUCGGCAAAGUGCGUUCGUUGCUUAUAGAGAACCCGACAUUGGGGAACUCCCCCGGGAAGGUCCGGAAACUGAUAUCGGAGAACACGGUGCUGGUGCUCGGCCGGAGGGCCUGCUGCAUGUGCCAUGUGGUGAAGAGGCUGCUGCUCAGCCUCGGCGUCAAUCCGUCGGUGUACGACCUGCCUGAGGAGGAGGAACAGCAGGUCGAGGACGAGCUGAGGUCCGCGUUCGGAGAUCUGAAGGGCGGGCUCCCCCUCGUGUUCAUCGGCGGCCGGCUGCUGGGCGGCCUGGACAGUCUGAUGGCUGCCCACAUCUCCGGCGAGCUCGUCCCAAUUCUCAAGCAAGCUGGUGCCCUUUGGCUCUAAAGGGCCGAAAGGCGACAUACCCAUCUCGACUGAAGCACUGCGGAGACGGAAUCGAUCUCCAUUUUCAUACAUCCAUCCUAAAAAGCAAAAAAGAUUCUUUGUCCCCAAGUUUUGAUGCAGUCCCAAUUCCUAGACUCUGGUGUCUCGAUCAAGGGAAAUCACGAGCUCGAUUCCCCAUGUUUCUUUCUUCCAGAUUUCCUUAACUUUCCUUUUUUUUUUUCUUCUUCUUCUUCUUCUGUUUCUGCAUAUUUAUUUAUUAAUGUCGCAAGAAUUCGUCCCCGCUUUUGAUGUAAUUAAGUUUCUGUAAAUAUUAUCCUACAAAAAGAAACUCGGAGGGAUUUUUUUU
Molecule: messenger RNA, 1171 nt
Organism: Nymphaea colorata (pocket water lily)
Lineage: Eukaryota; Viridiplantae; Streptophyta; Magnoliopsida; Nymphaeales; Nymphaeaceae
Product: glutaredoxin-C9-like
Exons: 1
Coding region: 220-825 (201 amino acids)
Source: RefSeq, a predicted model, not a curated record